Tarenaya hassleriana is the source of this 1738-nucleotide messenger RNA. RefSeq names its product trihelix transcription factor GT-2-like. The record is from RefSeq and is a predicted model, not a curated record. Bases 80 to 1618 code for a protein of 512 amino acids. NCBI's taxonomy places the organism in Eukaryota, Viridiplantae, Streptophyta, Magnoliopsida, Brassicales, Cleomaceae. The transcript has 2 exons.
GUAAUUUUUUUCCUUCUAACUCAUUACAGAGAAAAAAAAUAAAUAAAAUUGAGAGAAUUAAAUAAAAUAAAAAACCCUAAUGGUGAUGGAGCUUGGUGGUGGAACUACUACCGCAGCCGCGGCGUCACAAAACAGCGGCGCGGAUGCGGCGGUGGAGCGUUUGGAGGGUCACGACGAGGAGACGAGCAGACGCGGUUUCGGAGGGAAUCGGUGGCCGCGUCAGGAAACGCUAGCGUUACUGAAAAUACGAUCUGAUAUGGAUACCGCGUUCCGACACGCCAGCGCCAAAGGUCCCUUGUGGGAUGAGGUUUCCAGGAAAAUGUUGGAGAUUGGGUACAACAGAAGCGCCAAGAAAUGCAGAGAAAAAUUCGAGAAUGUAUACAAGUACCAUAAGCGUACCAAAGAAGGCCGUACAAGAAAAUCCCAAGGCAAAACCUAUCGCUUCUUCGACCAAUUAGAUGCCCUCCAGACCCAGCCGCAACCGCAAUCGCAAUCGCCGCAACCCCCGUCUGUGAACGCCGACAACCCUCCUACUUGUGGCGUUGCGUUAGCGACUGUUACAUCAACAAUGCCGCCUCCGUACACUUCAGUCCCGCCUGUCCCCGACAUUUUCUGCGAUUUUCCGUCGGAUUCAGCACCUUCGUCGUCAUCUUCUUCGGACAUGGAGACUGGAGGAGGAACGAGGAAGAAGAGAAAGAAGAAAUGGAAGGAUUUCUUCGAGAGGAUGGUGAAGAAGGUGGUGGAGAAGCAAGAAGAGCUUCAGACACAAUUCUUGGAAACCCUAGAGAAGCGAGAGAAUGAGAGAAUGGUCCGUGAAGAAGCUUGGAGAAUGGAGGAGAUGGCCAGAAUCAAACGCGAACGCGAGAUUCUCUCCCAAGAACGCUCAAACGCAGCCGCUAAAGACGCAACCGUCAUGACGCUCCUGCAGAAACAACUGUCGGAAAACCCAAGCUUAAGUCACUUAUCCACACACGCACCACCGCCACCGCAAACGCAGAUUCUACAGCCUCCGCCACCGCAAACGCAGCCCAACGAGACGGCGACGAGCCCGAGCCCGUCGAGGUGGCCGAAGGUGGAGAUCGAAGCGCUGAUAAAGCUGCGAACGAAUCUUGAUUCAAAGUACCAUGAGAAUGGAUCACAAAAGGGUCCGAUGUGGGAAGAAGUCUCUGCCGGAAUGAGAAGGUUAGGGUUCAACAGGAGUGCGAAGAGAUGCAAGGAGAAGUGGGAGAAUAUCAACAAGUACUUCAAGAAAGUGAAGGAGAGCAACAAGAAACGGCCCGUAGAUUCCAAGACUUGCCCUUAUUACCACCAGCUCGACGUUUUGUACAGAGAGAAGAACAACAUGGCCAUGGCCUCGACCUCGACCUCGUCCACGUCCAUGGUGGAGAUGAAGCCCAAGAACACAGUCCCGCUCGUGGUUCAGCCCGAGCAGCAAUGGCCUCCCGCCGCAAGAACGGAACCUCGACCGCGACCGGAGACACAGAUAGAGGAUGUGGGUCUAGGAGAGAAUUCCGGUCGGAACCCGGACCAAGACAGAGGAAGAGAAAUGGAUGGCGAGGAGGAGGAAGAUGAUGACGACGGUAGUGGAGGUGAGUUUGAGAUUGUGCCGAGUAAAUGACAAUAACGGUGAGUGAGAAGGUGACAUUGCUCGGGUUGGGUAAAAAAGUAUUUACUCAGACGGUAAAAAAAAAAAGAAUUUCAAAGUUUUGAUACAAUUAUACAUUGGAGGGGUUGGUUA